This is a messenger RNA of Ctenocephalides felis (cat flea), 818 nucleotides long. Its product is annotated as homeobox protein unc-4-like. Bases 1 to 774 code for a protein of 257 amino acids. NCBI's taxonomy places the organism in Eukaryota, Metazoa, Arthropoda, Insecta, Siphonaptera, Pulicidae. The record is from RefSeq and is a predicted model, not a curated record. Gene Ontology annotation, biological process: regulation of DNA-templated transcription. Gene Ontology annotation, molecular function: sequence-specific double-stranded DNA binding; DNA-binding transcription factor activity, RNA polymerase II-specific. The transcript is spliced from 4 exons.
AUGGGAUUUCAAAACAUUGUUGUUUAUCUCUUGUACGCCGUAGGAAUCCUGGUGAUGGCUGGUGGAGCAUCGGGUACAGGUGACGGAGAUGAUGACCCCAAUUCAUCGAAAAGGAGGAGGUCUCGGACGAAUUUUAACAGUUGGCAGCUUGAAGAGUUAGAGCGAGCGUUUAACGCCUCGCAUUAUCCUGAUGUUUUCAUGCGGGAAGCUUUAGCAAUGCGGCUGGAUCUCAAAGAGAGCAGAGUGGCGGUAUGGUUUCAAAAUCGAAGAGCAAAAUGGAGGAAAAAGGAACACACAAAGAAAGGACCAGGUCGGCCUGCUCACAAUGCGCAUCCGCAAUCCUGCUCUGGUGAACCGAUACCUCCAGGAGAAUUAAGAGCCAGAGAGAGGGCGCGUCGCAGGAAGAAACUGGCGAAAGCUCUGGAACGUCAGGCUCGCAAGUUGCGUGCGAAAGGCAUUACCGUCGACCUGGACGCGCUGCGAGCCGAGUACUUGGCACAGCACCGGGGCGCCGGCAACGCGAGCAGCGACGACGACGAAGAAGACCUUCCAAUCGAUGUCGUAGGCGGCGCCGAUUCGGAGGACUCUGGUGGCGAGGAGUCAGGAAACGCGAUGGCCAGUUUAGAUCUCACUUCAUCUCACCGGCAUGCGUCGAAUUCACCUCAGUCCCAGCAGUCUUCACCGCCAAUGGUUCUCCAUCAUCACGAGAGCCAACAGUCGGAGAAGACGAAAAGACCCAAUCCGUUCAGCAUAGAGUCGCUGCUCAACACGUGAGAAACUGAUCGGGCUGUGUGCGUGUAUAUGUGAUUCUGUAAAUA